Messenger RNA from Scylla paramamosain (green mud crab), 486 nucleotides. RefSeq lists its product as uncharacterized. The record is from RefSeq and is a predicted model, not a curated record. Gene Ontology annotation, molecular function: ligand-gated monoatomic ion channel activity. Bases 7 to 462 code for a protein of 151 amino acids. The transcript is spliced from 2 exons. Lineage: Eukaryota; Metazoa; Arthropoda; Malacostraca; Decapoda; Portunidae. Gene Ontology annotation, cellular component: membrane.
UGGGUGAUGAUUAUCUUUUUCCUGGUGUUCGCUGCGGUGUGGACGUGGCUGCUGUGGAGGUGUGGGCCGUCUGGUGGCGAUGAACGUUCACAGCGACUCAAGCGAGAUGGAGAGACAAUAGUUACCGCGUGGCCGUCGUUCAUGUCUGUCUUGGCGCUUGUGUUUAAGACCAUUGUGUAUCAGGGCUCCUCACUCCUGCCUCGGGGGUCACCUGAGCGCGCGGCACACGUGAGUACUUGGCUGGUGGUGCUGGUGCUGGUGGGAGUGUUCAGCGGCAACCUCACCGCCUUCCUGUUCAGGCCUGUCCUCAGCACGCCGCCCACCACCAUCCACCAGCUCGUCACCCGCGACUGGACCAUCAGGCUGGAUAAGGCGUAUGGCAGCCACGAUCUCGUCAAGGUAAAGCUGCGUUGCGAGGAGGGAAGACGGAAGGAGAUACACCUGUCGUCCUUCGUUAGCUGAUGUGAUUGGCAAUUUGCAGGCUUC